UACGCGGCAGGCUUCCCUGAGCCCCGUUCGUUCCGUAGCUAGAGCCUAGAAAUCGACUACUCGACCGCGCCGCCCUCCGCCGGUCCGCCCCCCGUCCGCCGCCAUCUCCAUCGCAUCCACCACGGCUACCAAGCCCGCGGUCGGCAUGGCGCAGCGUCAAGAGAGUCCAGGGGAGGAGGGGGAGGAGCAGCGGCUGCGGGCGGCCGUGCGGCACCUGCAGGCGGAGGCGGGGGUGCUGGAGCGCCUCGUGUACAAGCACAGGAACCAGCACCGCAGCGCCGCCUACUUCCAGUACCUCCUCAAGGUGAGGAGGGACCUGAAGCUGCUGCUGAGCGCCAAUAUCGUGGAGGUCCUCAACGCCACGUUUCCCGUACUCGCCAGCCGCAAGCCACCCAACACGAUCCUUGUGCCCAGCAGGCAGGCUAAGAAGAAGCCUGGUGCAAACCAUAGUCACCAUAAGAGGCUUUUAGGGGUUGCCCGUUUGUUAUCUCAGAUGGCUGAACCAGUCAUGAAGGGAGCAGUUCAGAUCACAUUUUUACUUGCUAGAUCGUUUUUUGUAGACCUUUGCGCAGCACUGCUCGCUUUGCUUGCUAGAGUGAGGGUCCUGAUCCAACAGAUGUUACUUGAUGUUGUAUCAAUAUAUAAUAAGGUUACUGAUCUUACGGAUAGGAAGCAGGCUGUUCGGAUCAGUAUUGAUAGGGUGCAGGCUUUCAGAGAGUAUUACCCCUCAAGCAAUGAUCCCAAUACUAUCCUGGAGUGUGUAUGGGUGAAAGAUAAAUUUGUUUUGAAUGAAAGGACCAAAGCUAGCUGUCAGAAAGCCCAAGAUGACAUUCAGAAGUCUUGUACUCCAGAUUUAUCAAUCCAGUAUGAGACUCUUGGACUUGUUAGUGAAGAGAUGGAAAAUCUUGAGGGAUCAAACUCCCCAGCCAAGCAACAAGAUGCUUCCCUGUUAGACCAAUCAGAUAAAACCAUCCAUCACGGUGGCGAUGCUGGAGAUUCUCAUAGUGGGGGGCAAUUACCAAAUGAAAACACUGUGGAUUCUCUUCCUGACACGCUCGCCGCACCUGUGCAUUCAACUCAAAAUGCAGAUUCCAAAUCCGAGACGAAGAAGAGAGUGGCAUUCAUCGCAGUCGGGAAACCAAAAGUUACGGUGACACCACCCGAAACAAGAUCAUACGUAGUAACUAAGAAGCAAAGACUGGACACGAUUUGACACGCCAUUGCUCAAUCCUGCUUUGUUACUUCGAAAGAACAGCUACAGUGAUGAGGCAAAGAAAGGGAAAUUUAUACACUAGAUGUCUAGAUCAAUGUAUCCAUUAGAUGAUUUGAUAGUCUUGGCUAGCCUGACAUGAGGUGUUGCCAGGCUGCCGCCUGGAGCUUGUUUGGUGCCUGAAAAAAGAAGUUUCUGUGGUGUAGCUAUUAAACAUCCCGACAAAUACAUUAUCACCAUCGUGGUAACUAAUACCAACCACUAUGGUAACUACUCCCUCCGAUCCUAAAUUGUUGUCAAAA
Brachypodium distachyon (stiff brome) is the source of this 1512-nucleotide messenger RNA. RefSeq lists its product as uncharacterized. Bases 146 to 1213 code for a protein of 355 amino acids. NCBI's taxonomy places the organism in Eukaryota, Viridiplantae, Streptophyta, Magnoliopsida, Poales, Poaceae. The transcript has 8 exons. The record is from RefSeq and is a predicted model, not a curated record.